Messenger RNA from Chiloscyllium plagiosum (whitespotted bambooshark), 5476 nucleotides. RefSeq names its product eukaryotic translation initiation factor 4 gamma 2-like. The record is from RefSeq and is a predicted model, not a curated record. Lineage: Eukaryota; Metazoa; Chordata; Chondrichthyes; Orectolobiformes; Hemiscylliidae. Gene Ontology annotation, cellular component: eukaryotic translation initiation factor 4F complex. Gene Ontology annotation, molecular function: protein binding; mRNA binding; translation initiation factor activity.
CAUUUCCCCACCCUUCCCUUUUUUUAAAAAAUCUUCUUUUGGAAGUUUUUCGUUGUGUCAAGCCGCCAAAGUGGAGAGUGUGAUUGCAGAAGGGGUUGCUUCUCGUUUCAGUGCUUCUUCGGGCGGAGGAGGAGGUAGGGGUGCGCCUCAGCACUAUCCCAAGACUGCCAGCAAUAGCACUAAACGAGAUGCCAACUCCUUGAAUGAGAAAGAACGACAAGAUGGAAUCUUCAGGAAAGUCAGAGGCAUUUUGAACAAGCUUACUCCAGAGAAGUUUGACAAGCUAUGCCUUGAGCUCCUCAAUGUGGGUGUAGACUCUAAACUGGUCCUAAAAGGGAUCAUUUUAUUGAUUGUAGACAAAGCCCUUGAAGAGCCCAAGUAUAGCUCACUGUAUGCUCAGUUAUGUCUGCGUCUAGCAGAGGAUGCUCCCAACUUUGAUGGCCCAACUCCAGAGGGUUUGCUGCAACACCACAAGCAAAGUACGACAUUCAGACGCCUUUUAAUUUCAAAGCUUCAAGAUGAAUUUGAAAAUCGUACCAGAAAUGUCGAUAUCUAUGACAAGCAUGAUAGCCCUCUCUCAAAUGAAGAGGAAGAGCAACGGGCUAUUGCCAAGAUCAAAAUGCUGGGCAACAUCAAAUUCAUUGGAGAGCUUGGCAAACUUGAUCUUAUCCACGAAUCUAUCCUUCAUAAGUGCAUCAAAACACUUUUGGAAAAGAAGAAGAGAAUCCAACUUAAGGAUAUGGGGGAGGAUUUGGAGUGCCUCUGUCAGAUAAUGAGGACAGUAGGACCUAGACUAGACCAUGAAAAGGCCAAGUCUCUAAUGGAUCAGUACUUUGCCCGGAUGCGUUCCUUGAUGCAAAAUAAGGAAUUGCCAGCUAGGAUUCGUUUCCUGCUGCAGGAUACUGUGGAGUUGCGUGAGCACCGCUGGGUUCCUCGCAAGGCUUUUAUUGACAAUGGACCAAAGACGAUAAACCAGAUUCGUCAAGAUGCAGUAAAGGAUUUGGGCGUUUUCAUUCCACCAGCUAUGGCUCAAGGAAUGAGGAAUGACUUCUUUCUGGAGGGUCCUUUUAUAUCACCAGGAAGGAAAUUUGAUAGAGAUCCACUUGGAGGGCUUGCUGAUAUGUUUGGACAAAUGCCAGGUAGUGGAAUUGGUACUGGUCCAGGUGUAAUUCAAGACAGAUUCUCUCCUACCAUGGGGCGUCAUCGUUCCAACCAACUUUUUAAUGGGCAUGGUGGGCAUGUACCACCUCAGUCGCAAUUUGGGGAAAUGGGAAGCAAGUCUUUCCUUAAAUCUAAUCAGGGACAGAACCAGCAUUACCAUGGACAAAACCAGGGACACUCAUCCCAGCAACCAACACAAUCCAAGGGCAUGCCUCCUCGGUUCAUAAAGAAAGGACAGAUCAAUGCAGAUGAGAUCAGUUUGAGGCCUGCACAGUCGUUUUUGCUGAAUAAAAAUCUAGUGCACAAGCUUCAACCACAAACACCAACUAUGAUACCACCAAGUGCACAGCCUCCUCGAACACAAACGCCACCACUGGGGCAGCCCCCUCAACUAGGUCUCAAAACCAAUCCACCCUUGAUUCAGGAGAAGCCUGUGAAGAACAAGAAAGCACCUUCCAAAGAAGAAUUGAUGAAACUGACGGAAACUAUCUUAACUGAGUACCUGACGAAUCUUAACAUUAAAGAUGCUGUCAAUGGAGUGAAGGAGAUGAAGGCACCAAAGCCUUUUCUGCCAGAAAUGUUGAGCAAGAUGAUUGUGUACACUCUGGAUCGCUCUGAUGAGGAUAAAGAACAAGCCAGUACUCUGAUAAAUGCACUCAGACAGGAGGGGCUUGUAACUGGUGAAAACUUCAUGCAAGCUUUCCUGAAUGUAUUGGAGCAGUGCCCCAAGCUGGAGGGGGAUAUCCCUCUGGUGAAAUCGUACUUGGCCCAGUUUGCAGCACGUGCUGUCAUCUCUGAACUUGUGACCCUCAUGGAGCUUGCCCAGCCCUUUGAGAAUGGAACCCACUUCCCCUUAUUCCUGCUUUGUCUACAGCAGCUUGCCAAAUUAAAGGAUCGAGAGUGGCUGACUGACCUCUUUCAACAGAGCAAGGUCAACAUGCAGAAGAUGUUGCCAGAGAUUGACCAAAAUAAGGAUCGCAUGUUGGAGAUUCUGGAGGGGAAAGGACUCAGUUUCUUAUUCCCACUACUAAAAUUGGAGAAAGAGUUGGCAGAACAGAUCAAAAAUGACCCAUCCCCUCAAGCCAUUUAUAAGUGGAUCAAGGAUAACAUUUCUCCCAAAUUACAUACAGAUAAAGGAUUUGUCAAUAUUCUCUUAACCAGCUUCCUGCAACACAUUUCAAAGAUGGCUCCUGCUGAAACUAGUGACCCAACAAGUGUUCCUUCCAAAGAAAUGUUGGAACUGGAGAAGCAGCUACUCUUGUCCUUUAAGCCAGUAAUGCAGAAGUUCCUGCAUGACCACACUGAGCUGCAGGUUAGCGCCUUGUAUGCAUUGCAGGUGCACUGCUAUAAUCACAACUUCCCUAAAGGUAUGUUACUGCGCUUUUUUGUGAACUUUUAUGACAUGGAAAUAAUAGAAGAGGAAGCCUUCUUAGCAUGGAAAGAGGAUAUCAGCCAGGAAUUCCCAGGAAAAGGCAAAGCUUUAUUCCAGGUGAAUCAGUGGCUAACCUGGCUGGAAACUGCAGAAGAGGAGGAGUCUGAGGAAGAGGAAGGUGACUGAAAACCGGCCAAAGCCUUAAAAUAGUGCAAAUAUACUGUUGCUGUGAUGUAACUGCGUUCGUCCAACCACUGCAGAGAUUCAUUCCACUGUUUGCAGUAUUUAGCGCAGGAGCAUGUUCAUGGCUCAUUUCUUCUUCAUAACCUUAGUUUAUGUCUUAAGUGUAGUGUACCAUUGAAUCUUAAGAUUACAGUACCUUUUUAGGCAACUUCAUGACCUAUGAAAAGCAUGCAAUAACUGAAUCCUAAAUUUACUCAGUGCAAGCAGUAGUUAUAAUGAAGAAAAUGCUGUUGGCUGCUGUUCUACAUUGGUUGAUUUUUACAAACUGAAUAGUAACACCAAGACACUGUAGAAAUGCACUUUGCUCAGCAAAAUACUUGAGUCGUUGCAAUAUUUGAUUUCUUCCCUUGGAUUGUUUUUAAAAAAAAAACCUAAAUAAAUUGGAAUCUGUAAUCAGUGGGUUGCAGCUGUAACAUUUAAUUUGCCUAAAUUUCUACCUCCACUAUUGGGCUUUGUUUUAAGGUGUGUGCCCGGGUUAGUGAUGCUUAAAUCCCACAGCUUUGGCAUAUGCACAAGUCUUUAAUCUCUAGUUUACCUGCAUAAAGCUUCACUUGUGACAUGGUAAACGACAUUAAAGUGCUUGGAUAACAUGGGGAGGGAGAGAACUUCAAUGCUGAGAUUAAUGGAACUAACCUUUUUUUCCUUUGGACCCCUUUUACAUGAUGGUAACAAAAUGAAGCCUACUUAAUUUAUCAAUUUGUGUUCACUACUUGUUCACUUGCCCUGAUUUUGUACAAGUAACUUGUAUCUAUAAUAAACAUUGUGAUACUUGAUGUCUUUUCCUGUUGAUUUUUGUUUGAAGUUGGUAACAUUAAUGGGGUGCCAGCUUUUAGCAACAAAGAACCAGCUUGUCUGUUUGCCUUUGGUUAGAAAUUUGGAGUGUCUGUUUAUGCUGAGCUUCAUACUGCUGUGGUUAUUGCAUGAUAUGUACAAUCACUCAAAAAUGGUCGUAAAUAUAAAUGGUGCUCAAUCUUUCUUUGAUACAGCCUUAAUGUAAGGAACUAAAUGCUUGCUGAAGAGGUGGGCUCAUUAGCCUCUUGUGGCAGCAGACAUGACUCGUACAUGCUGAAUAAACUGCAUUUCAUUAGGUUAAUGCACAUAGCUUUGUUAUUACUGACUUUAUUAUUUUGAUAUGCUAGAUUGAUACAUAGAAGAAUUGCCUAUUACUUAAUAUGCAGUGUAUACGCUUUCCAACUUUGGUUUUCCUACCGAGGCUAGAAUAAGUCAGGGUGAUUUCCUGAUGUGUUCUAUUUCUAUUUGGUUAAUACCAGUUUCAAACUUGGUCUUUCAUCCAAAAUUUAAAUGUUUUUAAAAUUUGAAGAACUCACUUGCCACUAAGCACACAUCCCACUUGAUUGAUAAGAAUGGAUCUCUGUUUAUGUCUUUUUAAACAGAGGUGGAAAGCCCAGCCUGAUGCCUUUGAGUCAAGGGUCAAAUAUGAAAUGAAGUCUAAGUUUCAUUACUUGUUAAGUCUUUAAAGAUAACAGGAGGCAGCAUUGAGCAAAAAUUUAAUGUCUGCACUGCAUACAAUGGAACUAACUGCCUUGACAGUUGAGAUAAAUCUAGCAUUCAAUCACUUACUCAUUUUAAAGACUAACUUUUUAGGAAUGAGAUUUUGGUAAGGACCUGAAUUUUAGCCAAAUAGCAGACUGCAUGAUAGUUCUGACUACACUGCUGCCAUUUUGCACUCUGGAGAUGAGAAUGAGGUUGAAGUUGAAAUAAGCAGCUGUAUGCAGGAGAUGUAAAGAAUUCCAUUGACUUUAAUGGUGCAGUAUUGCUGCCUUUUUUCUUUUUUUGUCCAUCAGUUAUCCAGGCAUCUAUCUUAAAAUUCUUCCAAGGCUUGACUUUUGUUUUUUUUGAAAUACAUGCCUGGUUUUCAUGACUGAUUGAUUCCUUUUGAAUAUCAUCUAGGUCAAAUCUAUAUGAAAAUACCUCUGAGCUCAUUUGCAUAAGCAAUUGUAUUUUCUCUGUCACCAGACUAUAGUCAUUCCUGCUUUUUGUGACAAGAUCCAUACUGUAUUUGUAAUCUUUCAAAAAAAAAAGUGAAAUUAUUGUAAUGAUGGCUGAAGGCAAACCCACUGAUUUUUGUUUAGGAGACAUUAAUCAUGAGGCAGGAGGAAUCUUGUCUCCUCAAGGUGAUUUAACCAUGUUUGAGUUUUAAAGUCUUUGUUCCUAUUGUAGAUCUUCUUUACACUGGAAUCAGUCAGCCCCUUGACCCUAGCUUGUUCUGCUGUCAAUUUUAUUGAUCAAAUCAAUUUGGACUAAAUUUGGAAAACUGACUUAAAUGUAUCAAAACAGCUUUCUUUAACCUAUUGUGCAAAACAUUAGAAUCUAUUUUUAAAAGUGCACUUUAAGUUUAUAGCUGAGCACUUACCCACAGUUGAUACUACAUAGUAUCUGGAUUAAAGCUUUCAGGCAGUCAAAUUAUUUUAAAUUGUUAAUCUGAUUGGAGAAUUAUAAUUGGCUUUAUAAAGCGCAUAAAAGGAUCUAAAUCUUUGUUUUUAAGAUGAAAUUUGAGCAUGAUUUCUCAAUUGACACAACCAUGAGGCUGGGCUACUUAAGUUCCUUUUGAAUAGUUUGUAAUUACAGGUUGGUUCCUUGUGACAAGCCAUAUUUCAGUUUUAAACUUUUUGUAGCAGAAAUGCUUUCUGACCCAGUGUUAAGGUUUUAUCAAUGCAAAUAAAACUGGAUGUGCUGUGA